Oncorhynchus mykiss (rainbow trout) is the source of this 3714-nucleotide messenger RNA. Lineage: Eukaryota; Metazoa; Chordata; Actinopteri; Salmoniformes; Salmonidae. The record is from RefSeq and is a predicted model, not a curated record.
CUCAACUCAUCGUGCCUAAUUGUUUACAAUCUGUUCGACGAAACAUGGCUGCUGUCAAGUGAGCUGUUGAUGGUGUUCCGAACAGUUACAAUUCACUUAUAUGUUAUCUUUAAUGAUUCAUUUUAAAUAUUUUAAUUAAUAACAGUGUAUUUUAACGGGGAUAGUUUCAAUAGUUUUCGUUUUACUUUGGAACCGUCACAGAUUCCUUCACCCGUGAUAACGCGCCAGUUAGCAUCACUAGCUAACUAGCUCAAGGAGAACAAUGACGGCAAGCUCAUCGGGUGGAAACACCUGUCUCACUGCUAAAGGUUUGGACAUUAGUCUCGCAGCCCUGCAAAGACAAGAUCCUUACAUCAACAACAUUGUCGAUGUGGCGAGUCAAGUGGCGUUGUAUACUUUCAACAACCGAUCCAAUGAAUGGGAGAAGACUGACGUGGAGGGGACCCUGUUUGUCUAUACAAGGCUAGCAUCUCCCAGACACGGCUUCACCAUAAUGAACAGGCUGAGUAUGGAGAACCUGACUGAACCCAUCACUAAAGACCUGGACUUCCAGCUGCAGGAUCCGUUCCUGCUCUACAGGAAUGCUCGCUUAGCUAUCUAUGGCAUCUGGUUCUAUGAUAAGGCGGACUGCCAGCGCAUCGCAGAGCUUAUGAAGUAUCUGACGAAACAGGAACAGGCCCUAGCCCAGCGUGGUCAACAGGGUCAGGGGGGCUUGGUGUCUCCUCGAGCACUGGAGGCAGCAGGGGACCCUGGGAAGGGACAAGGAGUGGACAUCCUGCAGAUGCUGACCAAAGCACGCAAUGAGUAUGACAAGGGUGGUCAACCAGAGCCUAAAGAGAUAGGAGGGUGUAGUGUCCUUAAUGCCAACCCCAGCCUGAUCAAACCUAUCCCUGUCAAACCUAUGGAGAGAUAUCCCCAGCCUGGGCUACAGGAGAGGCCUGUUCAGGAUAGUCGAGGAGAGCCCAGGCCUCUCUCUCUGGCCACUCUGUUUGGUGUCCAACAGGCCAGAGCAGAGCUGGUCUCUCCCAUGGCUGGGUCAGGAGGUCCAGGGCCCCAGGGGGAGCCUGGAGGUGUCCGCCCGGCGGUGGCCCGCUCCUUGUCCUACGACGACCCAGUCCAGGCCCAGCUCCGUCUCCAGGCCCAGGAAGGGGGUCUGAUCUCAGGUAGCAGCCCCCCGCAGCACUGCCCUGCCUUCCAGAAGCUCAUGAAGGAUGCCGCCUCCUCCGCCUCCUCCUCCCAGCCUCAGAAGCAGCUCCAGAGAGGAGGUCCUAUGGAGCAGCUCCAACUCGUCUCCGAGUCACCCGAGAACAGACUGCGUGAGAACGGAGCCCCCUCUGUCCUCCACCAUCAGACCCAGGCCAGACAAGACCCCAUCCAGAGACUGUUCCAGAACCAGCCCACUUCCACCACCCCUUCAAUGACCACCUCCGCUCCCUGUCGUCCUCGUCCUCCUCCUCUCAUCCCUGGUCUCCAGUCUGCCCAUCCUCAGCCUCUCCUGGUGGAUGCUUUGGGCUUCCCUGGUUCUCAACACCAUCACCUCCCUCCUCACCAGGCCCAGCCGUUGUACUUCAGCCCCACCAAGCCCCCCCAGAUGCUGGUCCCCAUGUUGCCCUCACAUCCCUCCCAGUCUCAACCUCCCCACCAACCCCAGCCUGGUCAUCCUCAGUCACAGCCCUGUCACCCUUUCCACCCCUUCCAGCACCCCCAGCCCUUAUACCUCCAACCCCUGCCAGGUCACCCCCAGCAGGGGCAGCUAACUGGUGUCGUCUCCCCCCAUGAGCUGCUCCAGAGGCUGCAGCUGGUUCAACAGGAGCAGAGUCUGGUCCCGGAGCCCACUAGGCCUUCCUCUAACCUGGCUCCUCGCUUCCACGAGCCAGCCCCUCUAGCCCCCUCAGCCCCCCCAGCCAUGGGGCAGCACGGCCAGCAGUCGGCUCAUUCUACAGCCAGGUCUCUGGACAGUUUGGCUGACAAGAACUCUGCAGGCACCGCUGCUCAGAAGUUCCAGGUGAUCUCCCCCCAGCGUAUCCCAGCCACGGUGGCACCUACCCUGCUCCUGUCCCCCAGUGUCUUCUCCCAGGCCAAGCGCCCCCAGGCCAAAGCCUCUGGGGACACCCACUGCCCCCCUGGCUCUCAUCCUCCCUCAGCCCUCCUGGCCCCACAGGCCCCGGACGACCCCCAACCCAGGGGCCUCUCUAAAAGCCAGCUCCAGGCCACCCUGCUGCACCUCAUACAGAACGACAGUUCCUUCCUGGAUACCAUCUAUGAGUCCUACGCCCAACGCUUCUCCACGGAAGCCACCACGAACAAGUUCUGAGGCCAGGGUCCUGUUGAAUGAGGCACCCAAUAGAAACAUGUUUCAGGGUCCUGUUGAAUGAGGCACCCAAUAGAAACAUGUUUCAGGGUCCUGUUGAAUGAGGCACCCAAUAGAAACAUGUUUCAGGGCCCUGUUGAAUGAGGCACCCAAUAGAAACAUGUUUCGGGGUCCUGUUGAAUGAGGCACCCAAUAGAAACAUGUUUCAGGGCCCUGUUGAAUGAGGCACCCAAUAGAAACAUGUUUCAGGGUCCUGUUGAAUGAGGCACCCAAUAGAAACAUGUUUCAAAACGCUUUGCAACAGGAAGUUGAAAAUAAUCAUUUCUUCUGGGACAAGUCCAGGGAGACCCUCUCCCUGUUUUGUCUGUUUUCUUCCAUCAGGUGCCUAAUGAGUGAGUCCCGGGGGUCAUGCCCAAACCGGCACAAUCAUUUUAUAAUCUAUAUAAUCUAUUUGCUGAUCUAGCUAAAUUCGUCUUCCUAAUGUGAGCGCUGUGGAUGUAACCUGUGGAUUCAGAUUACAACGACAUUUGAUUUUUUGCCAUUUUUAAGAUGUUUUUAUCGUAAAAAUAAAAAUAAUUGAAAUGUUGAAUGGGAUAUUGUAGUAAAAGCUAUCAAACAGUUAUAUAUGUUUUGGACUGACUGAACUUGGUUUAAACGAUACCUCUCUUAACUAAAAUGGUUCUCCAGGCAUUUGACAAUGUUUAAUUCACUUGGAAGUUGGAUGAGUUUAUUUUAACACUUUUUAUUAAGUGGGAAGUCCUGUUUUUUAAAAUAGACAAUAUUUAAAAUCCUUAAGCUUGAGCUGAGCUGAGCUACCUCACAGAAGUGAGUCUCUGUUGAGGUAAACGUUCACCCGGAGAAGGAAUCACACCUUAAUGUGGAACCUGGCAUUUAUUUUCAUCAUGCCAUUGUCUUGAUUUCAAGAUGUCUGAAACUCAAAAUGUACAACGACACGGUUCUUUCAGAAUCUUCUGUGCUCACACGUGCCAGACUAGUUUGGUAGACGGUUUAUAUGUAUCAAGCAAAGUGUUUAAGAAACUAUUUUAUGUUAUGAGAGAGAGAGAGAGAGAUAAUAGAAUAGUUUGUCUAUUUUUCUAUGCCGUUGUCAUACAAGGAAAUUUUAAAAACACAUUUUAAAAACACAAUGUUGCAAUGACCUGUACCACUGAAACAGGAAGUGUUUUAAUUUACACAAUCUGGCAUGUAUCAAUUAUUUUUAAAUCCGUGGAAAUCUGGAGUCCCAUCAUUGUUGUUCUUUUGGUUUUGAAAACCUCUAUUCUUUUUUCUAAUAGUCAAACAUUCUGAGUGACCGGACAGCCCACUUCAUAACUUGUUUCUUGUGUAAUGAUUGAACCGUCUCUGGACCACAACUGAAUUGGAAAUAAAUGAAUGUCUUCUUCAAA